Linnemannia hyalina is the source of this 4080-nucleotide messenger RNA. The record is from the annotation of a GenBank genome assembly. Lineage: Eukaryota; Fungi; Mortierellomycota; Mortierellomycetes; Mortierellales; Mortierellaceae.
AUGCGGCCGACCAACAAAUCUGAAAUCGCCCACCAGUUUGCUCAAAAGUCGCCCACAGCCCUUCGUGUGCGGACAAGGAGACGAUCUCUCAUAGGUCGCUCCAGAGCUGUGCCCUUUAACGCCGGCUCGCUUGGUUCGCAGCACAAAAGACAGGAGGAUGGUGGUGGAGCUGACCAGCUGAUUGUCUCGCUGCGAGGUGGAGAGCGCGCUACCCACUCGACAGACGCCCCCCUCACCGGCAUCCCCUUGCAUAGGAAUGUCAACGCAUUACAGGAAUAUCUCAUGGUCCUGGCCCCACAGCGCCUCCCCUAUGAUAUUCAGAUAGCCUCAGGAUGGGACACGGGAUACCCCCCAGAGGAAUUGGUCGGAUUGAUGCAAACAUCGGUCGGAAAGGGAUGGCACACACCGAGGUUCGGGAGCUACCCACAGGAUUUGGUGCUGAGGUUCUCUUGCGGACACUCCAGGAUCCGACAGAUUCAGAUCUUGUCGCACCAGUACAAGAUUGCCAGCAAACUCGACUUUUGGAUGGGCUCCUGGAAGGGAACGCAGGAUGUCCAGACGGAUCCUUCAGGAAUGGACACUCAAUCAGGACGUGAGAGUAAUAACGAAUACGACAACAGCUUUCAAAGCAAUGGAGAGAGAACCUUUGGUCAUGGACACGAUAACGACAAUGACGAUAACCGUCGAGGCUCGAGGGACGACAACCAGAAGAAGAAGCUCCCUGUGCUACAGUUUCAGAAGCUCGGAUCCAUCUCAUUCGACAGCAACGCCGCCUCGAAUUACUCGAAGCGCGAACUGCGGUCCAUCAACUUUGACGUCGAGGGCGAGUACCUGCGUGUGGUCAUCCGGCAGUGCCAUGUCAACCCUCUCAAUAUCUACCACCAGGCAACCUUGAACAUUCUCGGAGAGCCACUUGAGGAUGAACUUCUCGGAGAAUCGGAGCGCCUCAACUUUGACGAGUUUGAAGUUGUCAACGGACCCGGCCAUGGUCUUUCAGAGACAUCGCUUGCGCACCCGGCCUUCCCAGUCCCCGAGAUGUCUUAUGAGACACAUGUCCUCUCGGACACAGUACGCGCUUUAUCGAUCUCAGACGUCAAGGAGCAGCCCCUGAACUAUAUGGACCCAGAAAUACAGAAUCUUGUAAGCGGAUUCAUCAAAGCAAAGCAGGAUGCCGUCAGAGUGGAGGAUUUCCCAUCGGCCAAGCGAUUCAAGUCUGGCUACGAAGAAAUGAUAAUGUUUGCGGAAGAAAUUCAGGCGUUUGAUACUCAAAAGUACGAGGCAGCUAAAAACGAGGAGUUUGACUUGGCGCAGGAAUUGAAGGCGAAGGCGGCUGAUGUGAAAGUCAGGAUGUACGCUCAACUUGCCUUGAAUGGAUUCAGUAUCACAUGGACAGAUGCCUCAGCGGUCGUAUCCAUUCCUUCGUUCGAAGAGCAAACAUCUGAAGAGCCAGCGGUGACCGAAAAACCACGUACCAUUGCAAAGAGUCACUCGGCAAGCCAUUUGCCACGAGCGUUGGACCCGCGCAAUUCAUCGAGUGGCAGCGCAGGAAGUGUUGGUCGACGUGAUCCUAUCAACCGAAAGAGCAUCCCCGUUCCUGUCAGUCUAAACCGGAGUCCGUCCAUUACCAGCGAUAACAGCUCAGAUCCGGACAAGACGAGAAGAGAGGAGCAUUCGAACAAUAUCCCUGUGUCAUUACCAAGAUCACAAGGCUCUAGUACAGGACGGCACUCAACAAGCAAUGCCAGUCUCUCAAAGACAUUGUUGCCACCGACUUCUCUGCCAACUUUCAAGAGCCACUCCCGAACUCAGCAAUCGUCAGUAAUACUGGAUAAUAUCAAGGAACUCGGACCACUUGAUCUGCCCGUUCCUUCAACUGCCGGUCCAGACGAGGUGGACGAGGAGAAAUUGUAUCAACUGUCGGAGCAGGAACUAAAAACAUAUACAUUCACACUUGAGGUCUUUUCGGAGAAGAUUGUGUCAUGCCUUAUCAACCGCGAUAUCAGCCAUCGGUUGUAUGCUGUCGAGUAUGUCAAGGAGCACUUGGAGAAUGAACACGUCUCGGAUGAGCCAGAGCAGGCCGGAGAUCGAGCGAUUUUGGCGAGAGCUGUCUUCCAAGUUAUCUUGACCGCUCUGUCAGACACCCGCGAAAAGGUGGUCUCCAUCGCCUUGGCAUUACUCGACCAAGUUGUUCGGUUCUGUGUUCAAAAUGAGGUUCCCAACUCCAUUGCAUACCGAUCACUGGAGCCGAUAUUUGCGCUCUUGCUUGUCAAAGCCUCAGACCUCAACACCCGUGUGGCGCAAGGUUCGAUUGACAGGAUCGUGAUGCUCUGUGAUGAUUUCAGGAGGAAGCCUUAUGCCAUCUUGCCUUUGGUAUUCCGGCCAGCCAGGACAACGGUCCCCUACAGACAGGCCCAGUCACGCGUUGAAAUCGUUGCCAGGCUUGUGGACGAGUUCGGUGUCCAUGACCGAGUUGCCGGUAAAGGGACCGCAGGCGGUCUCGAGUUCGAGAGCAUCACAGAGUUCGCGGUCCCAUAUCUGAGCCAUACCAACGGAGAAGUUCGCGUCGCAACACGCAAGCUUAUUAUUGACGUCUGCAAGUUCUUGAACAAGACCAGAGUCGAGCAGUUUCUUCCUGGCGUCAAACCAUUGCUUAUCGAGAGUAUCCAAAAGGAGCUGGAGCCGAAGAAACGCGACCCUCAUACAUUAGCUCCUUCGUCCUCGCUCGCACCCUCUCGCUCAAUGUCGAUGUCCACCCACAUCCCAUCCAGAUUGGACCUCAAGGCCAAUAUUUCGGACACAUCAACAACCACGACCACAACCAAUUCUUCAACCACCUCGACACGGAGGCGCCAGAUUCCUACGCCUGUCAAGGUGAACCUCCAUAUGGAUUCACUCAAGAGUCUCCUGGUAGAACCAGACUCUCCGGGCCAGCCCAGAUCUGGCCGCCAGUCGUCUCGGCAGCGUUCAGACGCGGCCGUUGCCCACCAAGCACGCCUGAAGAUGCCUCUCCGUUCUUCUAUCAAAGCUACCCAGGCACUCUACUCUGGCGUACCGAAGAGUAUGGUCAAGCGAAACACUGUAAGGUCUCCAGAUGAGGAAAACGAGUCGACUGCCUCUGAGGACAUCAAGCUCAAGAUCCCUCAAGUAUCGCCAUUGUUGUCACGCCCAACCAACCGAACAGUGCAGGAAAGACCCAAGCCAGGCACGCUCAAGACAAAAAUCUCUCGGCAGGAUCAUUCGUCGUCCGAGCACCAGCUCUCCUCGCCAGGAGGUGGAUCUCAACGGAGCACGGAAUCCUCGUCAUCGCCACGACCAUCGACUGGCAAGGACCGGAUGUGUGUCUUUUGUGACGAGCGCAGUGACGCGUUUACGGACGAAGGGCUGGUGAAGCACUACUGGGGAGAGUGCGUCAUGCUUGCUAACUGCCCUUUCUGUAAAAUCAUCAUCGAGGUGCCGACGCUUUCGGAGCAUAUGCUGAAGGAAUGUCCAAGACGGAAAUUUGUCAAGCAGUGUGAAAACUGUCAAGAGAUCAUGGCAGCCGAUACCUAUCUGGCUCACGUUGCCUGUGCUGUCCCGGAAUCGACGGUAAAGUGUCCUCUAUGCCAGGAGGUCAUGUUCCCUGACGGCGAAGCCGCAUGGAAGCGCCACCUGAACCAAGGAUCAGGAUGUCCUAUGAACAAGAAGAAGGCAACUACCCCCGCCACUCCCAAAGCAAGGACUCUCCUCUCCAGCGAUCAACUCCUUUCCCCACCACAUUCCCACAGCGGGUCAACAAUCCCUCGAUAUAGCCACUCUUCGUCGCCAUCGUCAUUGCCGCUCUCGCCGGCAUCCACGCUAUCGAUGCGUUCAUCUUCUUUUGGAGGCGGCGGCACCCCGGCGACGACUACUGCGAGCCGGUACCGGAGCAGCACGACCCUUGCGUCAGCGAAUGUCUCGCCGACGUCUUCGACCAGCUCGUCGUUCAUGCUGGAGAAGUCGGGGAUCUUGCAGCAUAAUAAGAACCAACUGGUGUCCUCGGGGUCGUCGCCCAGUCUUGCGUCCCUUGCUGCUGCCUCUCAUGCCUAUGCCCGUGACAGUUGA